Amaranthus tricolor (Joseph's coat) is the source of this 2083-nucleotide messenger RNA. Its product is annotated as receptor-like protein kinase THESEUS 1. Lineage: Eukaryota; Viridiplantae; Streptophyta; Magnoliopsida; Caryophyllales; Amaranthaceae. Gene Ontology annotation, molecular function: ATP binding; protein kinase activity. The record is from RefSeq and is a predicted model, not a curated record. Bases 671 to 1810 code for a protein of 379 amino acids. The transcript is spliced from 10 exons. Gene Ontology annotation, biological process: protein phosphorylation.
AAGAAAAAAAAAAAAAAACAACUUGCAACAGCAGACAGACAACUUCUUUCUCUUUCUGCCCUCUCUCUCCUCUUCUACUGCUUUACAGCACACCAAAUUUAUACUUCCUUCUUUUCUUCCACACUUCAAAUGGAGAUGAAUUUGCAAACCCAUAUCUGAAAUACCUUUUUUUUUUUUUUUUUUUGUAUGUUAUAGGGCAAUCUGGGUGAAGGGGAAGAUUAGUUGAGAAUUGAACCAUUACCUUAUCAGGAAUACCAACUUUCUCAACAGAAACAUAUCUGGAAUACCUUAACUUUCUCUAAUUCAAACAGAAACAUAUCUGGGUCAUAGGAGAGAUUGAUAGAAGGAAUUUGUGUGUGUUUGUGUGUGAGAGAUCAAGAUUUUUGCAGGAAAAUACAGUAAAAGAGGAAAUCAAAGUAGUUGAAGUUGCCAUUGUUGAGAUUUUGGAAAUCCUUUAAAGGAAAAUUACAUGCAAUUGUCUUUGAACUGUGGUUUAACCUAUGUUACUUGGACUCGGGUACUAUGUUGGAUACCGGAAGUACAUGAUACAAAAAGGAGUCGGUACAACUGGAAACUGAAUCUGAUAGUGCUUUAUGUGCAAUCCUUAGACUGCUGGUUUGACGAAUGAUUGAUACGACAACAAUUUGUAGCUAAAUUGGUUUAGUACCAAAUGUCAAGGCCUCUUGCAGCCAUAGUAGGAGGUGCUGCAGGAGCUGUGGCAUUUUUAGGGAUAGUCGUCAUUCUCUUUUGGUUCUGCAUAUUCCAUAGUAGAAGUGCUUCAAGGACUUCUGAAACUGGUUCUUCUGAACCUUAUCCAGCGGACAAAUCUUCGGGUAUCGAAUUGUCUUUUCGAGAAGCCAGGCGAUUUGAUUGGGAAGAAUUGUGUACCGCUACCAAGAACUUCAAUGAACAAGGGUUAAUUGGAGUAGGAAAGUUUGGAGAGGUCUAUAAGGGUUUACUUACAGAUGGUAUGCUUGUAGCCAUUAAAAAGCGUGCUGUUGCUCCUACUACAGAGUUUGUUGAAGAGGUACGUUAUCUUUCAUCUAUUCAUCAUCGGAACAUUGUGACACUUUUGGGUUACUGCCAAGAAAAUAAUCAACAGAUUCUUGUCUAUGAGUACAUACCUAAUGGAAGUGUUUCUAGUCAUUUAUAUGGAGCCGGCCAUGGUUCGCAAGAGAAGCUGGAAUUCAAGCACCGAUUGUCUAUAGCUCUAGGGGCAGCUAAAGGUUUGGAUCAUCUUCACUCCCUUAGUCCCCGCUUGUUGCACAAGGACUUCAAAACCUCAAACGUGCUUGUUGACGAAAAUUUUGUAGCAAAAGUUGCUGAUGCAGGGAUCAGAAAUUUUCUUGGAAAAUUCAACAUAGCAGGCUCGUCUUCCCAAGUAGAAGCUGAUGAGGUUUUUCUAGCCCCCGAGGUUAAAGAGUUCAAACAGUUUUCUGAAAAGAGCGACGUGUACAGUUUCGGGGUUUUUCUCUUGGAGUUAGUCUGUGGACAGGAAGCAAGAGAAUCUUAUUCUCCAGAUUCCAACCAAAAUUUGGUUGAACGAGUGUUAAAUUACCAUGACUUCAGCACAGUUUCCACCAUGGUUGAUCCAAGAAUGGGAAACAAGUUUACUGUGGAAGGGAUGGAAGAGUUUGUACAGUUGAUCGUUCGGUGUAUAGACCCGUCCAGCGAGCUCAGACCGGGAAUCAAGUAUGUGGUUUCGGAGCUCGAUCAAAUAUUGGAGAAAGAAAUGAACUUAACAACAGGCAUGGGUGAAGGAACCCCAACAGUUACUCUUGGAAGCCAGCUUUUUAAAGCUUUGAAAUAAAGGGCAGCAACCAGCCUUAAGUGUUUCUAAUAUGAAUUUUUGUUUUAUGAUUCUUCAUUUUUGUCUAGUUUUUAUUAUGCUUAUUCAUGGAAAAAAUUGUUGUGAAAUGGACAUACAGCUGUUUGAUAAUUGUAUAAAGAACAGCUGCAAUAUUUUUUGAUUUUUUUUUAAUUUCCCAUCAAUUAAUUAAUGUAUCCAAACAAAUGACCUUAUUGUAAACAAUUAUUUGUUUGUUAAUAUAUAGGGGUGAUGUGAUUUGAUUUGAUUUUACUU